CCAUUUAUCUCCUCCAUCAUAUUCUGAUUUUGCUUUCUUCUCCGAGACUGGUUUAGAAUCUCGAAUUGCUGCCUCUCUCGGUGGUGAAGACAAUGGGGUCAGACGAGGAAGAUUUCGUGUUUCAUGGGACACCAAUAGAGCGCGAAGAAGAAAUCGGGAGUCGGAAGAAGAAAGCAGUCGCUGGGGCUUCAGGCAAUCUAAGAACUCUCCCUGCUUGGAAGCAAGAGGUGACUGAUGAAGAAGGCCGGAGAAGGUUCCAUGGAGCAUUUACUGGUGGAUAUUCUGCUGGGUAUUACAAUACAGUGGGAUCAAAAGAGGGCUGGGCUCCACAGUCAUUUACAUCUUCAAGGAAGAACAGAGCUGGAGCGAGAAAGCAAAGUAUCUCAGACUUUCUAGAUGAAGAUGAAAAGGCUGAUAUGGAGGGCAAGUCACUGUCUGCGAGCUCACAAUUUGACACAUUUGGGUUUACGGCAGCUGAACAUUCCCGAAAGCAAGCUGAGAAAGAACAGCAUGAGAGGCCAUCAGCCAUUCCUGGCCCAGUUCCUGACGAACUUGUUGCUCCAGUUUCAGAGUCAAUUGGGGUCAAACUUUUGCUAAAGAUGGGAUGGCGGCGUGGUCAUUCAAUAAAGGAUGUGCGUGCCAGUUCAGAUGCUCGUAGAGAAGCUAGAAAAGCAUUCUUAGCCUUCUCUACUGAUGAGAAUACAAAGGAAACUCCCGACUCACUGGUUUCGGAGACUGAAGUGGAAACUUCUCUGGGUCCACAGUUUAGUGAAGAUAUUAAACUUUCUGAAAGCACUCCUGUAUAUGUUCUCAAUCCAAAGCAAGAUCUGCAUGGAUUAGGAUAUGAUCCUUUUAAGCAUGCUCCUGAAUUUAGAGAAAAGAAAAGAUCUCGCUUGUCUGCCAAUAAGGAGGUUGGCUUCAGAAAACCUUUAUCAAUGAAGGAAAGUCUUUUUGGACCCAAAUCAGGAAAGAUUGCUCCGGGAUUUGGCAUUGGAGCACUUGAGGAACUUGAUGUUGAGGAUGAAGAUGUCUAUGCUGGUUACGAUUUUGAUCAGACUUAUGUCAUAGAAGAUGAACAGCCAGCUAGACCGAGCAAUGACAAUAGACUGAGGUUAACCUCAAAAGAGCAUGACGUUCUGCCAGGUUUUGGAGCUGCUAAGAAUUCUGACUACAGUAUGGAGAGAUUUAAUCCUCCGAAUAUCCCCAAGGAUUUUGUGGCGCGGCAUAAAUUUUCUGGUCCUCUUGAGGCUGAAACUAAGCCAACUGUUUCUGCUCCUCCAGAUGUUCCGCCCCCUGCAGAUAAUAAUCUGAAACUUUUGAUCGAAGGGUUUGCAACUUUUGUUUCCCGUUGCGGGAAACUAUAUGAGGAUCUUUCUAGAGAGAAGAACCAAUCAAAUCAGCUGUUUGAUUUUCUUCGGGGAGGUAACGGUCAUGACUACUACAGAAGAAGGCUGUGGGAGGAGCAGCAAAAGCGCAGUGAUCAAAGUAAGCUGACAUUAGAUGUUAAGCAGUCUCCAACCGUACCGAAAAUGACUGCAGAAACACGUGGCAGCUUAUUAGGGGAAAAGCCACUUCAGAGAAGUUUGAAAGAAACCGAUACUUCUGCUUCUUCUGGAGGCUCCUUCCAGUUCCCGACCAAUCUCUCUGACACAUUCACCAAAUCAGCUUCAUCUCAAGAGGCAGCAGAUGCUGUGAAGCCCUUCAAAGAUGAUCCGGCUAAACAAGAAAGAUUUGAGCAGUUUUUCAAGGAGAAAUACAAAGGAGGGUUACGUACAACAGACUCCAACAGAGUUAACAGCAUGUCGGAAUCAGCUCGUGCUCAAGAGAGGCUGGACUUUGAGGCUGCAGCUGAGGCAAUUGAGAAAGGGAAAGCUUACAAGGAGGUUAGACGGGCUACUGAACAGCCUAUCGACUUCCUUGCAGGAGGGCUGCAGUUUACUUCUGGUGGAACAGAGCAAAUUAAAGACACUGGCGUGGUAGACAUGAAAUCGAGUAAGACGUAUCCUAAAAGGGAAGAGUUCCAAUGGCGUCCUUCACCUCUUUUGUGCAAGCGUUUUGAUCUUCCUGAUCCGUUCAUGGGAAAGCUGCCACCUGCUCCGCGAGCGAGAAACAAGAUGGAUUCUCUCAUAUUCUUGCCAGAUACAGUGAAAGCUGCAUGUACACGUCAAGUAUCUGAGUCGCAAGAACCUAAGACAGAGACAUCAAUAGAAGAGCCUGAAGUUGAGGUAGAAGUGGAGAAUGUGGAGAGGCCUGUUGAUCUUUACAAGGCCAUCUUCUCUGAUGAUUCUGAAGAUGAUGAAGAUCAACCAAUAAAUGGAAAGAUACAAGAGGGUCAAGAAAAGAAGAAUGAAGCGGCUGCAACCACAUUAAACCGUCUAAUAGCUGGUGACUUUCUUGAAUCUCUAGGGAAAGAACUAGGGUUCGAAGUACCUUCUGAUGUCCCAUACCAGGAAGGAAUCAAGCCAAUGGAAGAAGAGAGCAAGUCCAGAAGCAAACCGGAAGACUCUUCGGAUAAAAGACGUGAUCGAUCGGGACUGAAAGAGAAAGUGGAGGAGAAGAGAAGCAGCCUCAUACUUGGGUCUGAAGAAGAAAAGAGUAGAAAAAAAAGAGAGAAAUCGCCAAGAAAAGGAAGUGGUGGCAACAAUCUAUCAUCGGGUGAAUUCUCAGGAGAUGAACGGAGGAGAAAACGAUCUAAUAAGAAGGAUAGACCCAUUGAUUCAGAGAGCGAUUCAUCCAGCGACUACCACAGCAGGGAUAAGCAAGGAUCAAGAUCAAGAAGAAAGCGAAGAGAAUCUUCUAGAGAGAAGAGAAGUAGCCACAAGAAACACUCAAAGCAUCACAGGACCAAGAAGUCAUCUUCUUCUCGGUAUAGCUCAGACGAAGAACAAAAAGAGUCAAGGCGGGAGAAGAAGAGGCGACGAGACUGAAACCUAAUCAGAGCUGUUGACUCAUUAAACUCGGGAGAUAUCAGAGCACUUGCAUAGAUUUUUGUAUGAACAUUGAAACAACGUAGUUUCGAGGUACGCAAUGAAUGAUUCUCUGCACUGUCUCGAGAUGGACACAGGUUAGAUAGCAAAUGAUGAGCUUGUUGUUGGGUUCAUUGUCUCCUAUGAGGUAGAGAGCGAUAUAGUCCUUUACUUUAUUUAUAUUGGUAAAAUAAUUAGAUUAUGCGUUUGAAUUAAAAUUUUUUUUUGCAAAA
Molecule: messenger RNA, 3199 nt
Organism: Arabidopsis lyrata subsp. lyrata
Lineage: Eukaryota; Viridiplantae; Streptophyta; Magnoliopsida; Brassicales; Brassicaceae
Product: G patch domain-containing protein TGH
Exons: 16
Coding region: 93-2927 (944 amino acids)
Biological process (GO): mRNA processing
Cellular component (GO): nucleus
Molecular function (GO): RNA binding
Source: RefSeq, a predicted model, not a curated record